AUGGGCGGUUUCUAUAUGCAGUAUCUCGAAAGAGAGGACCGAAGAGUCCGCCGCGCGGUGUGCGAGGGCCUGCGCGGCAACAAUGUCGGCAACAAUGUCGGCAACAAUGUCAUGUUCCUCCUCAUGCAAAUCCUCCUCGCCAAGUCUACGUCGACUACCCUUGUCAUUGCCCUCAUGGUCUCAGUGCGUCUCUGCCGCCGUCGGGGAUGGAUUGAUCCAGCCUACGAGCUGUACCGAGACAAUAGCGGCUUUACCUGCCUUGUCCUGGUGAACGGGCGGGAGUAUCAGACUGAUCUUGCGUAUGAGUCCGACGUUUUGGCUCAGGAGAACGCUGCCAUGCGUGCGUUCAUGGUCUGUCGCAACUUCUCCGUCAAUGGAGGCAUGCUUGCCCGCAAUGGGAUCGUUCAGGGGCUUCCGGCCACAACGGAAACCGGCCAUCGUCGCAAGAGCCGUCACACGUCCUCGCGUGAGAGCAACGACAGCCACGGCCGUGGUCGACGCUCCGGCAACCACUCGAGCAGCAGCUCCACGGACUCGUUUGACUAA
This is a messenger RNA of Drechmeria coniospora, 546 nucleotides long. RefSeq lists its product as uncharacterized. NCBI's taxonomy places the organism in Eukaryota, Fungi, Ascomycota, Sordariomycetes, Hypocreales, Ophiocordycipitaceae. Bases 1 to 546 code for a protein of 181 amino acids. The transcript has 3 exons. The record is from RefSeq and is a predicted model, not a curated record.